AUGCUGCCAGGAGAUGCAGUGGAGGAUUUUCCUGCUUUGCAGUGGGAUGAGCUUCCGUGGGUGCCUGCUUUACCAAUGGAAAUGACAAUGGGGAUGGGGGAGGUGGCGGCACAGGGGGAUACUGCAGCCUGCCAUCCUCUGGCGCGCCCCACUCCUCCCCAUCCCUCAACACUCACAGCGUGCGGAGCACAGGUAGCAGCAGCAGCAGCAGCAGCAGCAGCAGCAGCAGCAGCAGCAGCAGCAGCAGCAGCAGCAGCAGCAGCAGCAGCAGCAGCAGCAGCAGCAGCAGCAGCAGCAGCAGCAGCAGCAUCUGUGCCUGUGCCUCUUCAGUCGCGUCACUCGUUUGAAGCGGCGCAGAAAGCAUCAUAUGACGCGCAGCCAGCCGCGUCGCCAGCCGCGUCGCCAGCCGCGCCGCCAGCCGCGUUUUUCCAGACGUCUCAAAAGGCGUCUCAGGAAGGGUAUGAAGCUGUGCGUGCAACAACUCACCGCAAGUCACCAAGCGUAUUUGUGGCGCCUCAAAAGGAAUGUCAAGACGCCGCGGUCCGGUCUCUUGAACCGCUACGCUCGUUUGCAGUGCCUCAGCAAGGGGUUUCAACACAUCAGCAAGGGGUUGUUGCAGCAGCAGCAGCAGCGGCGCCAAGACCGUCUCACAAGUCACUGCGCCCUGCCCUGUCCGCUGCACCUCAGCACGGGGUUGCUGCUGCUCCAGCUGCAGCAGCAUCCAGCGCACAGGGCGUGCCUCACAAGUCACUCCGCUCGGCCUUGUCUGCUGCCCUCGCUCACAACCGGAUGAUACUGGAGCGGCACAGCAUGCGCAUGCUCGCUCACUCGCAAACCACGUACCGGCCCAACCAGCCGUUGAGCCUCAAGAGAAGCUGCUGGGAUGGGCAUGCUAACGCUGAAGGAAAUUAUGGGUGCCACGGUGGGGGGUAUGGAGUGCAUGGGCGUGGUGGGGAGCGUGCAGAGGAUGGGGAUGAUAGGGGAAGCUACACGGUUCUAAAUGAAGGAGGGGGGCAGGAUGGGAGUUAUGGUGAGGGAUACGGUGAGGGGCAUGGUGGGGGGCAUGGUGGGGGGCAUGGUGGGGGGCAUGGUGGGGGGCAUGGUGGGGGGCAUGGUGGGGGGCAUGGUGGGGGGUAUGGGGUUGACGAGGGGAGUUUGAAGGUGGUGAAUGACACGAGGGUUGAAGUGCGGUGGGGCAAGUCGACUGGUCGACUGGUCACAACUCACCCGGGCAAGUCAGUGCAGUGGUUAGCUGCAAAUCUUGAGGGGGGAGGGAAGCGGCGGAAGGGAGGGGUUGAUGAAUAA
Messenger RNA from Closterium sp. NIES-65, 1305 nucleotides. The record is from the annotation of a GenBank genome assembly. NCBI's taxonomy places the organism in Eukaryota, Viridiplantae, Streptophyta, Zygnematophyceae, Desmidiales, Closteriaceae.